Messenger RNA from Thrips palmi, 1062 nucleotides. Its product is annotated as gustatory receptor for sugar taste 64e-like. Gene Ontology annotation, biological process: detection of chemical stimulus involved in sensory perception of taste; sensory perception of chemical stimulus. The coding region runs from base 42 to 1043 and encodes 333 amino acids. The record is from RefSeq and is a predicted model, not a curated record. Gene Ontology annotation, cellular component: membrane. Gene Ontology annotation, molecular function: taste receptor activity. The transcript is spliced from 6 exons. NCBI's taxonomy places the organism in Eukaryota, Metazoa, Arthropoda, Insecta, Thysanoptera, Thripidae.
UGUGGGCCUUGACGCUGUUCGUGGGCGUGCUGCUCGUCGAGAUGGUGUCCCUGCGCCACAUGGCGCUCACGCUCAGCGCGGACACGUUCGGCGUCAUCGGCGGCAUUGGCGCGGCCACGGCGGGCGCCGUGUUCUAUGGCAACGCACUCAUCGGGUCCGUGCUCCUGUUCCGGCUGGCGCGACGCUGGCCCCGCCUCAUGGUGUCCUGGGCCAACAUGGAGGACCUGAUGCGCCGCGGACGCGCGCCCAAGCUCAAGCUGCGCAUCGCCGUGCUCUGUGCCUUCGUCAUGGUCAGCGCCCUCGUGGAGCACUUCAUGAGCAUGCUCAACGCAGUGCCCGCCUUCAUCGCGGUGCACUGGCAGGGGCAGCCCCGGCCGGAGAAUGCCGUGGACGACUCGCAGGGGCUGUUCCUCGAGUUCCUGGACGAGUACUGCCACGCCUCGCACGCCUUCAUCUUCGAGCACGUCCAGUACAACCUGUUCACGGGCCUACUCAUCUUCGUCAUGUCCAAGGUGACCACCUUCACGUGGAACUUCGUGGACCUGUUCCUCAUGGUGGUGUCCACGGGGCUGGCGGAGCGCUUCAAGCAGUUCAACACCGUGGUCAUCGAGUCCGACGUGUCGGCCCUCAACAAGGAGGACUGGCGAGAGCUGCGGGAGUACUUCGCCGCGCUGUCGUCCCUCACCAAGAACGUGGACAACAACAUCUGCUCCAUCGUGUUCCUCUCCUUCGGCAACAACCUGUACUUCAUCUGCCUGCAGCUGCUCAACGGAUUGUCCCCCGGCUCCAACUCGUGGCUGUCCACCAUCUACUUCUUCUACUCGUUCGGCUUCCUGCUGGGCCGCACCAUCAUGGUGACGCUCAUCACGGCCAGGAUCAACGACCUGAGCAAGGAGGGCCUGACCGCGCUCUUCAGCUGCCCGUCGGACACCUACAACGUCGAGGUGGCGCGCCUGCAGCACCAGAUGGCGUCGGACGACCUGGCGCUCACGGGGCUGCGCUUCUUCUCCAUCACGAGGAACUUCAUGCUCGCCGUGAGUUAAGAAGCGUUUUGAGCGGCAG